Molecule: messenger RNA, 2037 nt
Organism: Pimephales promelas (fathead minnow)
Lineage: Eukaryota; Metazoa; Chordata; Actinopteri; Cypriniformes; Leuciscidae
Source: RefSeq, a predicted model, not a curated record
AUUCAGACAAUUCACAAAUUAUUUUGUUUAGUUUAAAGGCCGGAAUGAGAAUAUUUAUUGUCUUAAAAAUAACUGAUUCUUGUAAUGUGUUUAUAUUUUGUACAUAUUUCAUAAUGAACAGGUGCCUCUCAAUCAUCAUCAUGCUCGGGUACAUCUGAUGACACCAUCAUCCUGAAUUUAAUGAUGUGUGACCCUGUUGAAGAAGUAGCCGCUGACGAAGGAAGCCAGCCUAAAAGGCCAUGCCACAUAAACUACGAGGCAAAAGCGUUGAUUGAAAAAAUCCUAACAUCAAAACCUGGUGGUGAACGCAUUAUGCAAGAGUAUGGAAAAACCAAAUCUCUGACGGAUGCCACCAGAAGACAGAUGAUUAACAUACUUGCUGCUGAGAUGACAGAAACACAUGGGACAUCCCCCCCCCAAAAGUGUUAGAGUGAUGUAUGCACAGGGGAUAGUAGCCUUGUUUCCCUAUCUAGAAGACCCAUACUCACAACAUGGAUAUGAACAUUACUACGAUCCGGAGAGUGGUUCGGGUUACCUUGCAUGGCGAUUGAAGACCAUACAGAGAAAAUCAGCAGAGGAAAGAGGUGCCUCAGUCAGCAAAUCUCCUAAAGUUGGUGGGCCAGGCCGUGGUCGUCAGCCCUUGGCCAAUGACAGAGAGCUGUCUGAUGAGGAUGUGGAAGCAGCUAUUGCUGUUUUAAAACACUCUUCUGAUGAAAAGACUGUCCGUGAGAAGAUGAAAAUGACCUUCAUAUAUCGGCAAGCAAUGGUCAACGAUGAAGCCAAAUCAUCAGAUGUCUUCUUGGUCUUCCCAAGAUUUCUGGACACACCAGGACUGAUAGAACAAGAUUUCAGACUUCUGUUUGGUGAGGCCACGGCCAACAAAUUUUUGGAGAAGUGGCCAACCACUUUCAAAGCAAAAGUAAUAAAGGAAAUCCAUGGACUUGUACCCACCACAGAACUCUUGGAUUUGAUGCGCAAUGCUGAGUCAGCUGCUGAAGUUGAGAAUGGCUGGGACAGUGACAUGUCUGCCAUCUUGCUGCUGCUACAUUUGCUACCACCAUCUGCACAAGGUAGAAAGAGGCCGGGAAAGCUGUCUGCAUAUCAAGCUGUAGAUCAGCUCAUCAGAUUUCAAAAGGUUGGAACCAGUGUGCAGCAGCAUCUAGACAACAUCACCCAAAGCAGUCAGCCCUAUCUUCUCGCCCAGGGAUCCACACAAAGCACCAUUCACUCCUUCUUUAUUGUGGUUGACAAGCAUGCACUUCCAUGCAAGGCAAAAGGUUCAGUUGGAGCUUUUGACGAACUCUUUAAAGCCCAUUACGUCUUUGGUACGUCAUACAGUUCUUCCCUGAGCAGCUUUUUCACUUUUGUUCAAACAACCAUUGACAUGGGGGAAACAAAGGAGACCCCUAGAGUUGCGGAGUUGCGAGCAAGAAUGGUGCGUUAGUUGAGAUAAAACUAUGAAGUGUUUUCUUUGCAAAAGUGACCAUGGAGGUCCAAACAACCUUGUUAAGCACUUUAAGGUAAUUCAUGGACUAUGUACAGGCAGGACUCUUUUUUUGAAGUGUGGUCAAGAAGGAUGCGUUCUUUUGGUAGUUUUUCUGGUUUAAGAAAGCAUCUUAAUAAGUGCCAUGGAAGCAGUUUAGUUGAUUCUAUGCCCGUGUUUUAUCAGAUUGAGUCAGUUCUGAUAAUGUUUGAAAAACUGUUGCUACUCACAGUGCCUUUAGUUACAGUAACUUUUCAAGAACAUUUCCAUGCUUAUGAGGAGAUCAGAUCAAAGCAGGAUUAUUAUUUUUUUUUUCAUGUCGACAACCUGCAUUACCCUAGGCCUUUUGACAUACAAAUGUCAUAUGGAGGGAAUGACACAACUAUCCUCAUCGUGCCAUAUUGCUUUCUCUGGUAAACAUUAUGAUGACGAUAUGUUUCUGUCAGAGACAAGGCAAUGGGUUUGCAAUGUAAUUUCACUGACAUUGAAAUUUUCUUUGUUUUUUUCUUUGCUUUCUUUGUUUGUUACAAUAAAUGGUGAGUGCUGUGAUCUAA